CGGGUGGUUCUGGUUCAACUUCUUUGCUACCAUCACUGCAGCUGGCAGCUAAUGAUAGAAGUUAGAAACACAAACAUAUUCUCAGAGUUACUUCUCCCUCAGUGGGUGACAGCAUAAGUGAAACAUAUGGGUAAAAUUACAGUCCUAGACAUUGUUCAGCGAUGGAGCCCAGAGUUUGUUAAAGGUUGUCUUUCGGCAUAUGAAGAACAUAUUUGCAUCUCGGCUGCUCUUUACGUCUUGUCUGCUUUGAUACUACUGGUUUCCUGUUCACUUCUUCUUUAUCACAGAUGCAAAACGCGAAGCAAGAGUUUGGGUGAUGAAGCAGUCUGCGCUUUGUAUUGUUUCGUGGGGAACUUGUGCGGCGCAGUGGGUGCUUUGCUUUCCAAACAGUUUGAUUUUCAGAUUUCUAUGGCUUCGUAUAUGGCAGUUUUGGAUGUUAUCCAUCUCCUGUCAUUAUCUUUCUCCAUUUAUUUGUGGUAUAAGUCUAAAAUUGGAAAAAAAAUGAGAAUGGUGUCCAGGAGGAGGAGGCAGAAUUUUCAAGUUGUGUCUCUGCUGUUUGUAAUGGGCGGCUGCGUUUACCUGGAUUUACAUGUCCAUUCAAGUCCAGAAAUGGUAUCUCCAACCAUGAGGAGACCACUUGGCAUGUUCCUUGAUGACCAUACAGAGAACCUUGGUUACGUGUUGGGUCUUCUGUCCUUCGCAAUCAGCUGGACUGCAAAGUUUCCCUUCAUUCUGAAAGCUAAUAGAGGAGAGCAGAAUUCUGCAGUGCAGGUGUCCUCUAGAGUUCUGUCUUCUGUAGCUGGAUCUCUGUAUGCCUCGGCCAUUCUUCUCUAUGACACACAGCUGAGAUCUGUAAUCAAAGCAAUGCCGUGGAUACUCUCUGCUAUCAGCUGUGCGGUUCUGGAUCUUUCUAUUGUGGUCCUCAUCUGUUACAGAUCCAACCAUAAACGCCCUUCUGUCCGGUCUCUAGACUCGGAUACUGAGUCUUUACUAGGUGACUCUUCUGUCAAGGGUCAGCUGUGCAACAACAAUGUUGAAUGCUGCAGGAAGAAGCACCUCUCAGCAAGAGGGAUUUCUCCCAAAGGGACUGACAUGGGACUUUACAUGGAUGUCAACAUACAGCCAAUCAGGAAGGUUUGUCUCAAGGAGGUCACUAUCUCACGGGACGGCUCAUCCGAGAGUCUUCCGCUAAGGAGGACCGUCAGGGUGGUGCGGGUUGAUGAACAGUGUUCCUCUGAUACCUCGACCGAUUCGUCCUCUAUUGGCUCUGAACUAGAGUGGGACCUUGAAGAAACAAAAACACCAUGGAUCCCAGUAGAGGAAGCUCCAGAAGAUCUGCAGAAAGCAGAGGCGUCCCCUCUCAAGGAGUAACCAGCAAAUUCGAUUUCAGAAUCAACCGGCAGACCUGGUUCUCGGAUCUGCUUCUGCGACCCCGCACAGCUAGCAGAAAAGUUAGUGUCCACAUAAUCAGACGACUAAACCUGGUGCCACUGACUCUGUUGAAUGGUUUCAUGAUUUGAGUGUUUUUGAAGUUUAAUAAAGCAGUGUAAAACUGGAUGUCGUUCAUAUACUACUUCAUAUAAA
Cyprinus carpio (common carp) is the source of this 1584-nucleotide messenger RNA. RefSeq names its product transmembrane protein 44-like. The record is from RefSeq and is a predicted model, not a curated record. NCBI's taxonomy places the organism in Eukaryota, Metazoa, Chordata, Actinopteri, Cypriniformes, Cyprinidae.